This is a messenger RNA of Leptopilina boulardi, 1668 nucleotides long. RefSeq names its product piggyBac transposable element-derived protein 4-like. The record is from RefSeq and is a predicted model, not a curated record. Bases 1 to 1668 code for a protein of 555 amino acids. NCBI's taxonomy places the organism in Eukaryota, Metazoa, Arthropoda, Insecta, Hymenoptera, Figitidae. The transcript has a single exon.
AUGGAGGACGAAGAGAUUAUAGACAUUCGCAGUGAUUGUGAAUCAGUUGAUGGCUUAUGGGAUUCUGAUAGUGAUGCUGUUUCAGACAAUGAAUAUAGUGAAGAUAAUGAACAAAUUUCAUCGGAGGACUCUGAAAAUGAAAUUGACGAAUCUUUGAAAGAUCGCUUAGAGAAGUUAGAUGGCAUUUGGGAAAAGAGAAGCAGGUCAAGCGAAAAUAUACCUUUUACAGAGGAUUCAGGACCUAAUGUACCUGAAUCAGUUACUUCUCCAUUAGAUAUUUUUUACUGUUUGUUUACAACAGAGAUAAUUGAUAUUUUAGUGGUUCAAACUAAUCUUUACCUAAAUCAGAAACAGAGUACAUUAGAUCCAGUAUCCAAAGCUGAAAUGCUUACGUUUAUUGGUAUCAAUAUAUUAAUGGGCAUAAAAAGACUUCCGUCUUACAAAGAUUAUUGGUCCAUGAAUUCCCAACUAAACGACCCAUACAUCAGUAAUCUCAUGAGUUGUAAUAGAUUUAGUUUCUUCUUGAGUCACUUGCAUGCUAAUGAUAAUGAUAAAGAACCCAAAAAAGGUGAAGCAGGAUAUGACAAACUUUACAAAAUAAGGCCAAUAAUUGAAAAACUGAAUGAGAGUUUUAAGAACUGUUUUAAGCCCAAUCAACAUCAAUCGGUAGAUGAGUCGAUGGUAAAAUAUAAAGGGAGGAGUACUAUGAAGCAGUAUAAUGCCGCUAAGCCAAUAAAAAGAGGUUGCAAAAUUUGGGUUCGUGCUGAUAUGACCGGUUACGUCUGCGAAUUCCAAAUUUAUACAGGUAAGUCAACCAAUGCCAAAGAGAAAUCAUUAGGAUUUAGGGUUGUACGAGAUCUUACUCGAGCAAUUGUUGGCAAGUUUCAUAGAGUUUACUUUGACAAUUUUUUCACGAGCAUCGAUUUAAUUGUUUCCUUGAAGGCUGAUGGAAUCUUAGCUUGUGGAACUGUUCGACCAAAUCGAAUUGGUUUACCAAAAAAACAAAUGUCUGAUAAGAAAAUGGUCCGCGGUGAAAUGGAAUAUCGUACAUCCUACACAGGUGUUCGCUGGCUAAAACGGAAAGACAAUAGAUCGGUCCAAUUUUUAUCUAACUUCCAUGAUCCUUCUAAACCAGAAACAGUAAGUCGAAAACUAAAAGAUGGUUCGCGAAUCCUUGUUCCUUGUUCAGUUAUGGUGUCAGACUACAAUCAGCACAUGGGGUAUGUAGAUAAAGCUGAUCAGCUCAAAUCUACAUAUCAGAUAAGUAGGAAAUCGAAAAAGUGGUGGCCUCGUCUUUUUUGGCAUCUACUCGAUGUGGCGAUAACCAAUGCCUAUAUUAUUUAUGUGGAAAAAGGAAACAAAAAUAUGACAUUAAAAGCUUUUCGAUUAGCCAUAGUAGAUGGUUUAGUCGGUGGAAUUCAGCCAUUAAAAAAAAGUAGAAAAAAUUUACCAAAAGUGUUAGGGCCACAUAAACCCCAAAUAUCAGUAGAGAAAAGACGCUCUGGUUCUGCACAUCUACCUGUGUAUAAUCAAGACGGAAAACGAAGACGAUGUGCCCUUCGCAGCAAUAGCGCAAAAGAACGAAAAUCUGCUUGGAUUUGCUCGGAAUGUAAAGUUGCACUUUGCUUAACGUCGCAGAAAAACUGUUUUCAGGCUUACCAUUCUUAA